ACCCGCGUCACGCCCUCUCACUCACUCUCACUCCCGCGUCCACUCAGUAUCAGCUAGUCCACGAUUGCAUACGCACGCUGCCGCUCCAUCCAGUCUCUUGGCUCCAGAAUGUGAGCUGUAGACAUUCUAAGCUUCUCAUCGCGUAACUCCUGUAAGAUGUGAGGUGGUCGGCGUGCACAGACCAACGUGUGCUGAGUUCCAUUCCGAAACGUGUGCCAACUGUCGGCUAUCGGGUGCGAGCGCCGUACUCAUUCAGUCACCAACAUCUGAAGGCCGCGAGGACUGCUUGAGCCGCUGCCAUGGGGCUGGGCACGUUGGACGUGGUGAUGCUGGUGCUGUCGCUCUUGGCGAGUGCCGCGGUGGGCGUGUACUACAGCGUGUUGGGCAGAAAUUCCACGUCACUGGAGUACUUGCUCGGGGGACGCACCAUGAAGCCGCUGCCGCUGGCCCUAAGCCUGAUGGUGGGUACCGUGUCAGCCAUCACCAUCAUGGGCAACGCGGGUGAAAUGUACGCGUACGGCACUCAAAUGUGGCUCAUGGACCUCGGCAUCCUGCUGGCACUCGUCAUCAUCGCCAAGUUUUUCAUCCCCGUCAUGUACCCACUGGAGCUGAUCUCUCUCUACCAGUACGUGGAGCGCAGGUUCAAGUCUAAAUGCCUGCGACAGGCAACAGCAGUGCUGCAGCUGGUGGGUGGUUACCUGUUCAUCGGGUUCCUGCUCUUCCCGCCCUCCCUGGCCCUCCAGAGCAUGAUAGGGCUCUCCUUCUUCCUCAACAUUAUCAUCAUCGGCAUCUCCUGCACCCUCUACUCCACCUUCGGCGGAGUGAAGGCUGUGGUGUACGCCGACACCCUGCAGGCUGUGGUGAUGAUCGUCGGUGUGCUGGCCAUCGUGAUCCAAGGCGCUAUUAAUAUGGGAGGCGUAGAAAAUGUGAUGGACAUUGCUUACCACGGCGACAGACUCGAGUUUUUCAACAUGAGUCUGAACCCGUACCAGCGUCACAGCUUCUGGCUCUGCGUCAUCUAUGGUUUCUUCUUCACGCUGAGCAACAACGGCGUCAACCAAAGCCAGGUUCAGCGUUACUUUAGCACCGGCAGCGUCAGGAAUGCCCAGUGGGUGCUGUACUACUCAGCCAUCGCUCUGGUCUCCCUGCGCUUCCUCAUCAACAUGUCUGGCCUGGUGAUGUACGCUCACUUCAAGGACUGUGAUCCCAUGGGCAAGGCAGACCCGACCAUUGUGCUAGUCAUCUAUGUGAUGCAGCAGCUCACCAGAAUCCCUGGCCUCGCUGGGCUCUUCGUGGCCGCUGUCUACGCUGCCGUGCUCAGCUCGGUGUCCACGCAGCUUAACUCCAUGACGGCGCUACUGUGGGAGGACUUUCUGAAGGUACUGCCCGUCUUCCGAGGCUGGAGUGAGAUUAAGAUCGGCUACCUGCAGAAAUUUAUAGUGUUCCUUUCGGGUGUGCUGGGCAUCGUGCUGGGCCUGGCGGUGUCACAGUUGGGCAAGUCCUUCCUCAUCACUGUCCUGGCCAUCAACGGUGCGCUCACGGGACCUCUCAUCGGCCUCUUCCUCGUCGCUCUCUUCCUCCCGUGGGUCCCCGCUAAGGGUGCCACGUGCGGCUUUGUCCUCGCCAUCGCCUUCAACGUGAUGAUGGCAGCCGGGCAACUCACUAUCCCCAAGCCUCCCUACCUUCCCUUGUCCAGAGAAGGAUGCCCCGCGCCCCCCAUCGCCAACGUCACCGCCAACGUCACUGCAAUAGAAGACGUCGCCACCACUAUCGCCACUACUCUCGCCCCCACCCUCGCCGAUAUCACUGCCAACAUCACCACCACCAUCACACCUUCACCCGCCCCGCCUGAGAACACCACGGGCGAGUGGCUGUUCGGACUGUCCUACUGCCUCAAUCCAGUUUGGGGCACGAUGUUGUGCAUUCUGCUGAGCGUCGUUAUGUCUGCUAUUACGGGCUACAAUACACCCGAGGACGUGGAAGAAAAAUUGAUCGAUCCCAAGAUUUGGAGGAUAUUCCAGAGGUCGCUCAAACAGCAGAUCAAAGAAUUUUUCUACGAGACCAUUCUGAGAAAGCGAGCGCCAAGGGACCAGAAUGCACGGGGUGCGAGUGAUGAGACCGGGACCAGGGAACCUCUGAACAAUUUCAUGGAGGCCAAAGACAUCAAAGACAACGAGAUUGAUGCGAAAGGCAUGGUAUGAGGCUGAGGGACCUGCAGGGCAUUCGUUGAGGCUUGGUGUUGCGAAGGAGAGAGCGGCAAGCCAGCACUGAUCUCGUUCACAAAAUUAUAUUUGUAAUUUCUCGAGUGAUUCCACAGACUUGAAAUACAUAAUUGCAAAGCAUACUUAAAGACAGCACAGAACUGAAACCCUGGGAAGGAAUGAGUGGUGCCGUCAGUACGCGUGUGUCGUUGAAUAAGUGAGAGAGUGAGUGAAGCAAAUUUGGUUCACUGUGAUUAUUCCCGCGACGUGUGGCGGCACUGUACAGGCCUCAAGGACCGGCUGCUGGGCCGCCUCCUACACUGACUGGCACGCUGAUAACGCUGGGAGUGCCAAAUGUGCAUGAUUCCGCAGAGUGAAUCCACAGCGAGAGGAGCGUGACUGGCGAAGCGGCACUGGCCCUGUGUUCCUCCUGCUGCGGUGUUACCAAACAAUCAUAUGUGUACGCGAGGAGCUGGCUCGUCUGUCAUACUCAUGUAGAUUUAUUUGUCGUUUUCUUAUUAUAUGUGCGUUCAAUGUGAGCAGUGUGUAGUGAGGUAGAACCACCACGAGGAGGCUGGGCCAGCCCUCCCCUGAUGGGACAAAUUGGCCUGCGUGGCGGGACCAUCACGAAGAGAAUGACCUUGGUUGGCCUGACCCUCCCCUGCGGGACGGUGGGCCUGUGUGGCAGCGUUCGGUCCACCUCUCCCUGCCUGGCGAGACACACGAUGGGCGCGGUCCGCUGCAGUCCCGCCGCUGCGGUCUCACCAUCCUGAGUCACUCGAUCGUAACCACAAGUGAGGCUGAUUUUUGGCAUUAUGUCUUAUUAUUUUGUACCAAUGAUUAUUUGUAAACAUGUACGUAGAUGCAAUGUCAAUUAAAUAUUUUGUUAUAAAGUACUUAUGUAAAACGUAAUCACUUAUCUCUAUGACACUAUUACGAUAAUUAUACAAAGAGAACAAAGAUCUGUAAAGUGUUUUGUAAUCAAACCUUUUUUGAUAAUAUAUUAUUUAUAUCAGUAUGUUAUUUUAUUUAUUUUUUUCAUUUUGUUAUUUUUUAUCAUUUAUAUGUAAAGGAGACUCCCCAACGACAUGUGUGUGUGUGUGUGUGUGUGUGUGUGUGUGUGUGUGUGUGUGUGUGUGUGUGUGUGUGUGUGUGUGUGUGUGUGUGUGUGUGUGUGUAAAAAGAAAGUCAGUGCAGGAAGACCCCGCCACCUGUUGCUUCAGGACAGCCACACACAGUCAGCGAUCAUGAAAACAUUUUGUUUAUCCUAUCGCGCUUUGGUCUCGUUAUUAAUUUAUAUCAAAACUGUCAUGUUUGUCUGAAGAUGAUGAAAUACAAUGCACUAUGUACAUAAUCCUUUACUAAACCAACAAGUGUUUGAUGUCAUCAGCUCAUCGCCCGCCUCACUAUCAUAAUGUCAACACGAUGGGUAAGUAAGUCAUCCUUGCUAUCGCCACAACCGCAAUGACCUCACGCAGCUCCCGUGACAGCAAGUCGCUCAUGCGCCCGUCACAACUAGCGUCCUUCUCGUCAGGCACGGAGGCUGUCACUCACGCUAACCAUCAAUGCAUGAACUGAAUGUGCGUGCACUCAAAAUAAAUGAAUAAGAAUAUAAAAAGAAAGAAACGGGAAGAUGAAGAAAGAGAAACAAUAUAUGCAGGAGCAGAACAGCAAGGAACCAUGCCCGUUCUAGGGACGGGGUCCAACCCUGACAUCCUCAAGGAGCCUGCAGUAGCCAUUAAGAUCCCAGAAAUUAUCCUGCUGAUUAUCGCCAUCAUCACUUUUUUCGUGAACAAUGACGGCUCGCCUGCCUACGUUGCCAGCGUCUUGGUGCCAAGCCUCAUCAACGCCAUUGUCUUCCUCACGGUGUAUGUGCUCGGCUACACCCAGCAGAGACAAACGCCAGUGGAACUGGCCCUGUAUUCCUACAACGUCAUAGGCUUGUUCAUCUCCUCCAUCCUCCUCAUGUCUCGCUCCUAUGCCGGUAACCUCAUUGCCAGUGGAGUCUUCUGCCUGUUUCUCACAAUCAUUUACUGUGCCGAGGUCUACUUUUCCUACAUCGCCUUGAUUAACCGACCACCUCAACCCACAAAUGCAUCGACCUUUCCUGAAUCACACCAGCAGCCGGCGGUCAUCUCCACGCCUGUCCUGGAAGUGCACCCGGGCGCGCCGCCGUCCAUAGUGCCUAGAGCCGACGCAGUAGACCUCGGCCCUGGCACACCGCACGCACUGAAUCAUGGCAACUUUUACCAUACCAACCCCGUGUAUCCCGCCACGAUGAACUAUCCGCCCUACCCUGUGCCAAACACUACCACCCUCCCAGGACCUGCCCCUUAGUUAGAUACUCAAGAAAGUCUCGCCCUUACUUAUGUGUACUAGUUCACGGAUAUUCAAGAGAACGUGACUGUAUGUAGGUAGUAUUGUUUUUCAUAUACGUAUAUAAUCAACACACACACACACACACACACACACACACACACUUUAUAACCUCAUGUGUGUGUGUGUGUGUGUGUGUGUGUGUGUGUGUGUGUGUGUGUGUGUAUGUUUACACUUCUGUAAUGUGAUAAUACCUUCGUUAUGAACUUGAACCUUUAAUAUAUUCACGUGACAAGUUAAUCAAAAAAAAACUGUAGCUUGGAAGUUGUCCUGUAUUGCAUGUAUUACAGAUAGGAAAGUGAGUGUACGUGACUAGUCUCUCUCACUUGUUCUUAUAUCUUAAGCAACCUGAAACUUCGAUGUGAGUGUUUUUGGGAAGAUGACGCUUUUAAGAGAGAGAGAGAGAGAGAGAGAGAGAGAGAGAGAGAGAGAGAGAGAGAGAGAGAGAGAGAUUUCAUACAAAAGGUUCCACUCAAUCCUAAGAAACGCCGUGUUUGUAUCAGAAAUAAAAUAGCACAAAAGAAAAAAAUAAAUAAAAAGACCUGCAGAAAAGGGUUUUACUAGUACGUGACCCCAUGAAUGCUCCUCGACGCACAUCUAUCUCCUCGUCCCGACACUUACCUACUUACGGGUCAUUGUUCUAAGAGCCUGUAUGAUGAAGCUGCAUGAACACAACAGUAACACCCGCCUAUAUAGCCUGGUGCCUCGGGAAAGGAGGCCGUGUUUUCGUGGUUCAGUGCGAGGCGCGACGUUCAUUUCCUACCGCAGACUCUGGGACGAGUUCAGGCUUUCGCGAAUGCAGUGGGUAUUUACUCGGUCUCUACAAUGCUUAGAAAACAAAACUGAGUUACGGCAUUGUAAUCCUAGUGUUUUACAUAACUGACUUGGAGCCCAUGCCUGAGAGUGGUAUCCUGGGCCUGGCUGCAGCUGCUGUAUGAUGCCACUAAGACACAUUGCUUUGGACUCUACAUCUCUGCUGGACAAGAAAUAUGAAUUUCCGUCAAAGAAUCGCCUGGCUCUGCCUGGCCCUCUACCUUGCCUCCUCAUUUGCAGCUGUGUAUUAUUUUCUUGAUAUCGCUGAUCAGUUUGCUGAGUUUUCGAUGGAGCAUUCCAAACUGCACCAAGCAUCAGACUCUUCUGAUGUGUCAUUGUGGAGGUUUUGGCAUCACAUUGGAGAUGUCCCAUUCCACAUUUUGGUGCUUAUUUUUGCAAUUCCUUAUUUGCAGGUGUUUGCAGCACUUUUUUAUUGCACACUUCCUACCAUUGAUAAAAAUGUUAAUAAGUGCCUUAUACCAGUCAUAGGAUGGAUGUACAUGUUUCAAAAAGUUUUCUCUCUCUUCAAAAAUCACAGGGACUUAGAUAUGAAGAGAGACAAUCCUCAUACUGUUAGUAUAUCAUGACUGUUAAUAAUUUUUGUUGCAUAUUUAUUGUUAACUUGCUGUACAAAUAUUUGGCUUAUCAUGGUUCUUACUGGUCAAGUUUUGCAGCAUUCACCUUGGAGUAGAGUGCUCCAAGGACUCUUGAUGCAAGUGUUCUCAGCUCUUACCUCUAGAGGGAACAUUAGUCUUAAUCAAUUAAUUCAUGUAUUCUGGCGAGUUGAUUCAUACAGCCCAAGUACUCUUGAAUCAGCUCAGUCUGCUAUUAAUUGUUAGGCAUCCAUUUAGCACCAAGGUUUGAUUGUUAAGGAAGCACAGACUCACAACCUGGCAUCACUUUGUCAGCUUGAUCAUACACACUCAUACACCUCAGCUCAGAUGGUUCAGAGAGACACAGCCCUUCCUUUACAUCUAUGACACAAGUUCUCCUGUUUGGUUGUGAUAGUUUAGUCAAAUUCAUCAGGGCAGAGCAUUCUUGGCCUUGUAUGAGGUGAGGCUGAGGUUUUUGCAAUGAUGAUGUUUGAUGUACACAAUACACUUUGGCCUCCAGGGUUUAUUUAAUGAUGGAAUGCAGUUCAGUUGAGGCCUUAAGAUGUCAAUAUGCUGGCUUUUGUUCAGUAGCUAGUCCUUUUAGGAGAAGGCUCAGUAAUGUUACUUUAUAAAUAAACCAAAUAUUAUUUUGUAUUUUUGAUCCUUUAGGUUAUAUGAUGUGGGAAGGUUAUGUGUUAUUUGAAUAUAAACAUAUGCAGGAUGAUUUUUCAUGGUAAAGGUUUCUCUUAUUAAUGCAAUUGUUUGUGAUGUACUGAAUUCCUGUCUAUCCUGGCAAAAAUCACAAUGUUUUAUUGUUCUUAAUAUAGAUUUUUUUUUUUUUUUUUUUUAUAACAAUGUAUUGUGUUGGCCAGUCUCAUGUUGUCUUGGUCUGGCUAUUUUGGCCCCAAAGGCUGCCUGUCCGUCCAUGAGGAGGAAAUUAUUAAGAGUGGAUAGUGGUGUGGACUCCCUUUAGCUGGCCAGCUACACCAUGCAUUGGAAAUAUGUUACCUUGUUUGGGAGUUUGAUGAAGUAUUUUAUGAAAUCCAAAUAUAUAGCAUUAUUAUGUGGUACAGAAGUCUUUCAGCUGUACAUGGGACAGGAGUUACCAGAUCAUUGUGGAAACCAUUAAUGCGUAAAAUGAAUUGCAUGAUUCAGUAAGAAUUAACUGAAAAAGAGCUGAAUUCCAUGCAAAAGAAAAAAAACAGCUUUUUUACUGAUGUCCCUACCAAACAAUGAAUAAAAUGCUGAUGUCUGGAAAUAUUUAUAUGCUGGCUAAUAAGAAUUGUAGGUUUCAAAAAUUUUGUUAAUGAAAUGUAAAUAUGUAUGUAUAAGACUAACAUGGUCUAAAAUGUAAGUGGAGUAAGUUAUGAAUUGGACUUCCAGAGUGGAUUACACAUGUACACAUCAAGUCAGUGUACGUAAGGGCAUGAGUUGAAAAACUGCAUUGUUGAAGGACUUCUGUACAGACAGUUAUCUUGCUUCUGUACUAACAAUUCUUUGAGUGCCCACUUUUUUCUGUCUCUCUGUAGUGGAGUCAAGGUGAUGCAAUGUAUAAGCUGUUAUGGUUCAAAAGGUUCAGUAGUGUAUAAUUUUUGGGAGGAGCAUUUUCUUUUCCCCAUGGCUGGUAUUUUCUGCCUCUUGGGUUAGGAAUACAGACCAGUUUGAUAUAGAAAGGAGGUUUAUUAAAGAUUCAGAUUAUGGUGCAGACUAGGCAUAAUGAAUAAUUAUAUUUUUAUUUGUGUUUACUAGAUAUGAGGUAUAUCUGGGGCUUGUGAAGCUCGUGUUGGUACUUAAAGAUAUAGUGAGGAUCAUUUAUUGCAUAUAUGCCAUGGAGUUGGGCAUCUGCAGUGUUGUUGUGACUAAAAUUGUCAGGAGAGAGGAUCUGUUUAACUGUUCAAUCCUCAAUUUGUUAUUUUUAGAUAUUAAGAAAAACUAAACCUUGUAUUUUAUAUUCUGUUGCUAGAAUAUUCUGCUCUAAAAUUAGACUGUGCAUCCAAAGAACAAAGGCACCCAAUACAGAUCAUACACACACACAUAAUACAUAUCACAUUUCUGCUUCUCUUUCAGCAAAUGAUGAAGCACAUGUUUUCCACCAUAUUUCCUUUUCAAGGAAACCUCAAAGUGUUUUCCUUGAACAUAGAUGAAUGCAAGUCUUGUAAUGCAUACAGUUAUAUUGCCUAACUUGACAGGACUUGCUUCAGCUUCAUCUUGCAAAUCAAAGCUGGAACUCUUCCUCUCAUGAAAAGGCUUGUGUUGGCAUUUUCUUCCUGUUUUUUUUUUUUUUUUUUUUUUUUUUUUUUUUUUGUCAUAUUAGAAAGGAAAAUGAGCUCAGUUCUUUUUUUAGAGUUAGUGGAAUGAGAGUGUAUAAUUAUAAAUAAUAGCAAGCCUGCCAUGCACUUCAUAAUGUACAUUUACACAGCAGAAUAGAUUAGUAUUUAAAUUUAACUAAAGCUCAACAUUUUAGAUUUAGAUUCAGGAGUUCAAAACUAUUUCAUGAAAACUAUCAUUGUAACAUUGAAUGCAGUGUAUAUUUUUUAUUAAUUCUAGGUUGUGAUUUCACUAAAGACACUAAAUUGUGUUUGUUGCGUUACCUUAUUUUUAGUCUCUCAGCUGUGUACAGUGUUACACUAAAUUGUGUUUGUCGCGUUACCUUAUUUUUAGUCUCUCAGCUGUGUACAGUGUUUUAUUUUUGUAUCUGUAUUUGUUUUCUUAUGUAAAAAAAGAGAUGCUCUUAGUAAAGCAGGUCAGUGCUUGGAAAUAUUGUGAUUUAUCAUAUAAGUGUUCUGAGACGAUGCAGUGUUUCCCAUUGUAUGGGAAUAUUUCUCAAGUCACUGGAUUCAUCAGACAGUGAUACUGUGUUGUGUGAACAGCAUAUGGGGUGUACACCACUGAGUAUUCAGGCUGCCACUGCUGCAGCAAGUGGCACAUACUGUGAAACAGACAACUUUUGGUGUCAGCACUGUACACAGUAGCUGGUAUGUUAUUGAUACAUCUGCAGGGAUUCCUGUGUGACAAAUGGUACCUGCUGAUGGUGAUUGCUAUAGAUAGCAUUACUUUUAACUUUGUAUACAUUGCUUGAUGCCUGCUGCUGAUUCGGCUCACAGUAGGAGUGCCAUAAGUGCCAAGCAUCAAGCCUGUAUAAAAACAAGGCAUUUACUGUCAUCUUGUUUGACUAAUGUCUGUGUGUGAGCAUAUCCAAGUUUUGGACUUUUGUUUUGGUUUGUUUCCUAACAAUGAUUUUGUCCCAGAAUUCAAUAACAAUCCAGAUUGUCUUACCAUGUGCUGAGUGAAACAAUAAAUCCCAUGAAUAUUGAA
Molecule: messenger RNA, 9298 nt
Organism: Scylla paramamosain (green mud crab)
Lineage: Eukaryota; Metazoa; Arthropoda; Malacostraca; Decapoda; Portunidae
Product: sodium-coupled monocarboxylate transporter 1-like
Exons: 15
Coding region: 300-2201 (633 amino acids)
Biological process (GO): sodium ion transport; transmembrane transport
Cellular component (GO): membrane
Molecular function (GO): symporter activity
Source: RefSeq, a predicted model, not a curated record